UGUGGCCUGUGGGUGGCGCCUCUGCUUCAGUCACCGCUCCCACACGUCAGCCGGACGUGCCCACCUCACCCGCCGCCGGCUCGCUCCCUUCCUUCCUUCCACGGCCUUGGCAUCACGCCACAGGGUGCGUGAGUGCGUCGCGCCCCGGGGGCGGCGGGGGGACCCGCGCAGUACGCGACGGAACGAGGCGCCGACCGAGCCAGCGCCCCCCAGAACCACCCGUCCGCACGCGAGCGAAAACGCACGGCGCGGUGCCGAGUCCCCAACCCCACGAUCCGAUCGGCAAAUCCCCCCACCAGUUCCCCACAGAUCCCGGCGCCCCCCACCGGGCACAGCGCUCGCGCCUCCUUCCUUCCCUCCCUCCCGAACUCGCACCGGAAUUGGUGGCGAAUUACUCGGCCCCGAGCCGUUUCCGUUCCGGACCCUUGCGAUGGCCGAGUGCCGCAGCCUCAUCGAGUUCCUCCGCGCGUUCGAGCACCACCGCAGGGCGGCGGACAGCUCUGCCUCCGCCUGCUCCCGAUCCAAGCGGGUUUCCUCGCCCAGGCCCACCACCGGCUCCCUCUGCGACAACUCCCCGAUGGCCGCGGUCGACGCGCUCGUGCUCCUCGCCGUCCUCGCCGCGCUCGGCUUUCUCGUCAUCCCGUACGUGAAGCUGCUGCUCCUCGAAAUGGGCACGUUGCUCCACCCCGCCGCGUCGUGCCUCUCGGCCGCCGCCUUCUUCGGGGCCGCGGUCGCCGUGGCCGCGGCGAUCGUCGCGUGGGAGCUGCUGGGCCACCACGCGCGCAAGUGCGGGAAGCCGAGGUGUAGGGGCCUGAAGAAGGCCGUGGAGUUCGACAUCCAGCUCGAGACGGAGGAGUGCGUUCGCGGCCGCCCCUUGCCCGCGGCGCGAUCGGCGCUACUCGCGGCGGCGGGGGCGCGCCCCGUGGAGCUCGGGGACGAGCACCGGGAGCUGGAGGCCGAGCUCCGCAAGAUGGCGCCGCCCAACGGCCGCACCGUCCUCAUUUUCCGCGCGCCAUGCGGCUGCCCCAAGAGCCGCAUAGAGGUCUGGGGCGCCAAGAAGGUGCGCCGGAUCAAGAAGUGAAAUGGGAGAAGGAUCAGAUGGUUACUAGUUACUAGUCCACUGCUGUUCCUUCCUAAUAAGUAGCUAGAAAAAUAUAUAAUUUACGCCCUUAGUAAUAAGUAUAGGGAGAGGAAAUAAAUGGAUGAUACAACUAGUUAUAUCACAGAUAGAUUAUAGACAUACUCCUUGUAUUAUGAUCCACUGGGGAUUUCGGACAUAAAUAUAUGCUAUUUACUUGUUCA
Molecule: messenger RNA, 1302 nt
Organism: Phragmites australis (common reed)
Lineage: Eukaryota; Viridiplantae; Streptophyta; Magnoliopsida; Poales; Poaceae
Exons: 1
Coding region: 431-1081 (216 amino acids)
Source: RefSeq, a predicted model, not a curated record